AGAAUGCAUGUUGAGUAUAUACGACAGGAACAUGCUAAGUUUUUUGACAGACAUAGUCAUUUGCGUAGAUACAUAGGGUAUGUUUCAGCACUAAGGCGUACACCUGCAGGGCAUUUACAUGCCCUUAUAUUGCAUUGUUGUCUACAUUGCCAAAGCCAGUACCCACUAGUUCUUGAAUGAGUUUCAAGAUCAUCACAAGUCCUGGAAGCCUUCAACAUAUCAUGAACUCAUUAAUGCUCUUGUGGCUGAAUGGGUAAAUCCCCACAGCCACACUCUGAAAUCUAGUGGAAAGCCUUCACAGAAGAGUGGAGGUUAUUAUAGCAGCAAAGGGGAUUGAAUCUGGAAUGGGAUGCUCAAAAAGCACAUAUGGGUGUGAUGGUCAAGUAUUGGUCAAACUUUUUGCCAUAUACACAAUGCAAAAAAAACAAUGUUUUAUGUUUUUCACCAAACACAAUGCAAAAAACAUUUUUAAAAAUCUUAGCAAGUGAAAAUAUCUUGAACAUUUAGCUAGUAUUUUCUAUUAUAAUAUUCCAGUAAACCAAAUAUAAGAUUAUUAAACCUAUUUCUAGGCAUUUUUUUUAGUCAUUUCAAGCUUUAAAUUGUCUUGUGGCAGAUAAUUGUGCUCAUUUUAAGCAGUUAUUUCUAGAAAGAAGCAAAAUUAUCUGCCAAUAGAAUAAGAAAAAAAAUAAAGCUUGAAAUGUGUGAUUACCAAAUGACCUAUGGCACUUUAGAGUCACAGAGCAGCUGUGAGUUGCUGAUCAAGCGAUGUAAUAGGGAAAAUGUAAUAGCAAAGUUAUUUAUUUAUCUUUCAUCCUGUGACAGUUUGGUAUGUGUAAAAGUAAAUUAUUAAUCUUGUGCAAUUAGGAAGUAUAAACAUGAGAGCACAUUAGGUAACAGAGAGAUGAAGAGAUCAGGAAACAUGGAGGGAUGUGAGAAUUAAGGCUUCACAUUAUUUAUUCAUUCCGCAGUAAUAGUUUAUUCUUUACACUGAAAUUACACACAUGGCUCUCUUGGUCCUAAAAAAACACACUGUACGCUUAUUUGGAGGCCCAAAGAACAAAGUAGGGUACUGCUUUGCGCUAGGCAGCACCAUAGAGUCAAAAACUAAAGGCAUCUGGAUGUGGUGCGUUCCACACCCCAUUAAAACAGGACACACUCUGGUGCUGCUGGACACUGAGGGACUCGGGGAUGUGCACAAGAGGUUCAAAGCCAUGGAUGAGCCAGUAUGUCUGAUUAGCAGCGAUUCUGAAGGACGGCUAUGUGUCCUGAAGGAAGCUAAAGAGAUUCUGGAUGGGAUCACUCAGCCAGUUAUUGUAGUGUCUGUGGUAGGGCUUUACCGCACGGGGAAAUCUUACCUCAUGAACCGCCUAGCAGGACAACAAACAGGCUUUGCGCUAGGCAGCACCAUAGAGUCAAAAACUAAAGGCAUCUGGAUGUGGUGCGUUCCACACCCCAUUAAAACAGGACACACUCUGGUGCUGCUGGACACUGAGGGACUCGGGGAUGUGCACAAGGGUGAUGAAAAGCAUGACACAUGGAUCUUCUGCCUGGCUGUCCUGCUCAGUAGCACUCUGGUCUACAACAGCCUUGGGGUCAUAGACAACAAUGCACUCGAGAAGCUACACUAUGUGACAGAACUGACUGAGAACAUCCGAGUGAAAGCACAGAGAGGUGCUGACGAUGAUGACUCAGCAGAGUUCAUGCGAGUCUUCCCCUCCUUCAUCUGGUCUGUGCGAGACUUCACGCUGAAGUUGGAGAAGGAAGGCAGGGCUAUCACAGCUGAUGAAUAUCUGGAAAGUGCUUUGGAGCUUAAAGCUGGUUCUUCCUCUAGUCUUGAGAAGUUCAACCUGCCCAGACGCUGUUUGCGUCACUUUUUCGCAGAACGCCGGUGUUUUGUAUUCCCACGGCCAGCCAGAGAUGAUGACCUGGCAAGGAUGGAGGAGCUGUCUGAGACGGAUCUUGACGGACGGUUUCUGCAGCGUGCUGAGGAGUUCUGCAGCUAUGUGUUUAGCAGUGCCAAGCCAAAAACCUUAACAGGGGGGCGGAUGCUCAUCGGCAGUGCUCUGUGCAGUCUAGCGGAGGUGUAUGUGGAGGCAAUUCGUAGUGGCCGGAUUCCUUGUCUGGAGAAUGCAGUGGAGUCUUUGGCUCGGAUCCAGAAUGAGCGAGCAGUGGAACAGGGCCUGCAGGUCUACCAGAGUCAGGUUUUUGAGUCAGUGUGCUUUCCACUUGACCCAUCUGUACUAUCAGACAUCCACAGAAAAGCAGAGACUGCAGCUAUCGAUGCCUUCAUCAGCAUUUCCUUCAAUGAUACUGAGCAAAAAGCACAGCUGAAGCUCAUGGAAGAGAUCCAGACUGUGUAUCAGGAGCUGUGUGGUCAGAAUUGUGAGGAAUGUUCGAAUGUGUGUAAGAUGGAGCUGACACGGGUGUUUACUCUUCUGGAGGAGGCUAUAAAUGAUGGUUCAUUUAUGCACCCUGGAGGAUACACAGAGUACCGUGAUAAACUCCAGAGCUGCACAAAUGAAUACAGAGCACGCACACAAAAACAGAUGAUGAGUGAGGAAGUGUUGCAUGAGUAUCUGAAGGAGAAGGAUCAGUUUGGGAAUAAUAUUCUUUUAGCUGAUCAGCGCCUGACUGAAGCAGAGCAAUACAAGGAAGUGGAGCGUUUGAAAAAGGAGGUUCUUGAGCAGAAGAACAAAUCUUUAGAGGAGAUGAAGCAGUUUCAAGAACAGACAUUACAGGACCAGAAGAGGACCUAUGAGCAACACGUAACCCAGCUGCUGGAACGCAUGGAGAAAGAGAGUGCGAGAGCAAAGGAGGAUAACGAACGAGUGCUGGAUGCUAAACUUAGAGAACAGAAGAUUCUGAUGGAUAAAGGGUUUGAGGAAAGAGCGGCUCAGAUGAAUGAAGAGAUUGAAAGUCUGAAAGGAGAGAUGAAGAAUGACGACGAGUCACAGCGAUCUACACUCAGUAUGGUAGUGGACGGUAUGGGCAUUGCAGCAAGUCUGUUCCUGCCGGGCAUCAUCCCUAAAGCUGCUGGUUUUGCCGCAUCAUACUUAUCACGAUUGUUUUGAUCGCGAGAAGUAGUUGUACACUGUGGUGCACACAAUUCCGAAUAUUUACUUUCAACUUUUUAACUAGGCAAAUUUGAAAUGAAUAAAAAAAAUCACAAAUCUUCAAACCCAGGGUAAAAAGUGAGCAAAAUGUACAUAAGUUGCUCUCAAAUAGCAACAACUCAAAAGUGGUAAUUAGUAUUACAAUGGAAUUUAAACUGUAUGUAGUUGUAAAUGAGGAUAUGGAUUGAGGCUCUAAUACUAUUUAAGGUAAUAGGAAAAUUUGAUUACAGAGAUGCAUGAUGGGCUUUUUGUUCAUCAGUAUUUUUUAUUGUUUCAGUUGGAAUCAUCUUAGAUUUAAUCCUUUACAAUUUUUAACCAUUUUAUCUGUUCCUCUAUCAAGUUAUGUAGUCUCUUCUAACAGUAAUUUGAAGAAAAUUAUGGUGAUGAAGCCUUUAAAAGUUAUCACAGAAAUUUUCAUAAUAAGUAACUUCCAUUUUAUUAGACCACAAUCUAAUAUGUACUCCAGCAGUGUGACUUAGGUUCAAUUAGUUAGGUUCAAUUGUAGAGUCAGACUUGAAUUUAUUAUUUUUUUUAAAUACUUUUUUUUUUUAAUUCUGUGCUUUUACAAUUAAAAACUUAUGUUACAUUAAGUUAUGCUGAGCACCUUUGUCACUGUUUGUCAUGUGCUUGUUUUGCCCUUUUUGACUCCUAUACAAAAUGCACUGAUUUAAAAAUAAAGCUAUAUUCAUGAGUGGGUUUUUUUUUCCCCAGACUAAUCAAUCUCUAGGAUCUUGACUUGGAAAUUGAAAAAAGAAUUUAGGGUGACAUAACUGGGUAAUUAUUCCUACUAGCAGGGACAUCUUUGAUUUAUUCAUUCUGUCAUCAUAUCUUUUCCUUUCACCCACUAUUUUUAUGGCCAAGUGCCAUUUUACUGUUGACACAUUUACAUACCUUCCCUUUUAUUAACAAUUUUCCAAUGCUCUAAUUCCUCACUAUUCUUGCAAAUUUUCUCUGCUACUAGAAUUCUGGUUUAAUGUGAUAUAUCAGAUCUAACCUGAUGGUAAUUCCAAUAAAUGUCGGGUAAAAUACACAUUAUUGCUGAAUACCUUUCAACAAAACAUUGGCUCAUGUGCUUGUCCACUGCUGUGUCCAGUGUUUUUUGUUUUUUCCUGUUCGUUUUAAUUUGUGAUAUUAAUACCUUUACAUAUACUUGUUUAUAUACAGCAUUUAUACACACACCUCAUUUUCACUUAUUUAUUGUUGUGCAAAAUGAAACAUUUUCAUAUGUCCAACAUAUGUCCUAAAUACAUUUCAAAGCUAGUAAGUGAGUAUUAUGUUCUUUUGUUUUGUUUUUCACUGAAAAUGAAUAUGCAGUAUUUAAAAAAAAAAAAAAAAUCAUCCUACUCAACAGGAAAUGCAAUUGCUAUCAUUUUGAAAUAAACAUGCAUUGGCAUUAAUGGUUGUCCUUUUCAAGACAUUAAAGUAUAAAAGCAUCAAAUAUAGAUUUGUGUGUAUUGUAUGGUUGAACUUUAUCCUGGUUAUAAAAAUCUAUACAAUCUACUAAUUCUAUAAUGUAAAUAAAAUUAUUAACCCAAAUAAAAGUGUGCACUAGAUGAUUUAA
This is a messenger RNA of Ictalurus furcatus (blue catfish), 4674 nucleotides long. RefSeq names its product guanylate binding protein 2 (gene gbp2). The record is from RefSeq and is a predicted model, not a curated record. The coding region runs from base 1002 to 3071 and encodes 689 amino acids. Lineage: Eukaryota; Metazoa; Chordata; Actinopteri; Siluriformes; Ictaluridae. Gene Ontology annotation, molecular function: GTPase activity; GTP binding. The transcript is spliced from 12 exons.